Messenger RNA from Auanema sp. JU1783, 7752 nucleotides. The record is from the annotation of a GenBank genome assembly. NCBI's taxonomy places the organism in Eukaryota, Metazoa, Nematoda, Chromadorea, Rhabditida, Rhabditidae.
AUGAAUGAUCCGAUUCAUUGUAUCUUACUAAAUCAUACCACGGGGUCUAAUCCAGAACAAGAAAUAUCAGAAAAACUCAAAGAAAUUCUCGAAGAAAGAAACACAAAAGGAAUUCAAGUUGCUGAAGCUCUCCAAGAACUUGGCAUUGCAAAUAUCAAGGAAUGUGUUAUAGGUCCAAACCAUGUUGCCAUACUCUGCGAGGAUGGUGGCGUUAGAAGGAUAGGGUUCCAAUCUAGAGUUCAACAUGUAUUACCAUCUUCCACUACCACCUCUAUAGCUCCAGUGGCUGUACCGAGCGCCAGCUCGACACAGAGCUCGGCAGCUUGUGCUGUUAGAAACGCUGCGAAGUUUCGGAGGGUUAUGCUAUCAGGGCUUAGAAGAGGUGAGCGUGCUGGCGUUAUUAUUGAUAGAGGACGUCCGCUGAUUCCGGCUUCGUCGGUUCCGGAAGAAUUGAUAGCACAGGCUCAGGUUGUACUGCAAGGGAAAUCUCGCGAAGUGAUUGUUCGUGAACUGCAGAGGACAAGCCUGAACGUAAAUGAAGCUGUUAAUAAUCUUCUGAGCCGAGAUGACGACGAUGAAGAUGGGGAGGAUAAUACUAAUGAGGUUGUGUUACCUGAGGAAUUACUGUCUUUAUUGGACCCGUCUAGUCAUAAUUUACUCGAAGCUUCUGAUUUGUAUUCUGAUUUUGAUUACGUGCAUUUAAGAGAUGCUUCUCGCAAGUCACGUGAAAAGGAUCGUAAAACUAAGGACUCUAACCCUCUACCUUCUCCAGCUACAACUAACAGGGAAGAAUUGAAUUCUGUCAUUCAAACGUGGAAUCAGGACGGUACUGCAAUGCCUGCACCUGUCGAGAGGUUCAUCAAAAUUGUGGCUACCAAACGAGAAGUGGUAGCUCUAUCAGCAUGUGGCAAAAUAUACUCUUGGGAGUGGAGUAGUAGAUUUGGAGAUGAAACACCUAACAUAGUCGCGAGCCGUCUUCUUGGAAAAGAGAUUACAACUACUAUAGCAUCUUCCGUGUUGCGCAUUGCGGCUAUUACUAAUGAUGGAAAGAUUGCAACAUGGUUAACACAUACUGCUGUUGGGCAUCGUGCUUCUCGAGCAACCGAGAUCAAAACUCUCAAAUUACCCUUAUCUGAGGAUGAAAACAUUGUUGAACUCUGUGUUAGUGAUUUAUUGGUUGUUGUGAGAACUUCUAAGGCGUUCCAUUGGUGUGGCUUAUAUCCUUUCAACGAUAGACCCAAGAUUUGGGAGAAAGAACGUGCCAAAUCUAGAAAGCAUGUAACUUUUGACACAACCUCUUCUGAAAUAGAAGAGGGUUGUGAGGUCAGAACAAAAUCUUGUCCAAUUUAUGCUGCUGGUAGUGUAGCCUUGAAUAUAAGUGGGGAUAAAGCAACGAUUGGUGUAUUAAUGGAAUCCGUAUGGACUCUCACUGAAAUUUGUCGAUUCCGUGUAUUUGAACCAUUCUAUUAUGAUAAUGAUACUGGCGAUAUGGUAAAACCAGAAGGAACUUCUUCUAUUCCUGCACCAGGUGAAAGUCGGAAACGUCGAGCUAGCUCGGAAAUAUUCUCUUCGAAUCCUAUACCUCGCGAGGAGCCUUGGAGCGUUAGCGAUGUCAUAUGGAUUCACGAGCAGAGUGCGAAUGACUGUGCCGUUGUUAAAAUCACGGAUGGGGCCUACUGUGGAAUAGAAUAUUCAACUCAAUCGGGUGAUAGUCAGUAUGCGUCAUCGUUAAGUAGCUCUCUCCACGCAAAGGAACAAGUCGAGAAAAUUCCUGGAAAGAUUAGAUUGAUGCGUAAAGACGACUUAUGUAUUGUGACUCCCAAGAUGAAAAGCUCACAUAGCCCUCGGAACUUGCAGAAAGAACCCAUCCGAUUCACCAUCUCCGGAAAUACUUACCGACGAGUGUUAUCAGCUGUUGCUGACACAAGCGGUAUUCGUUGUUUGGUAGAAAAACGUGGAAAGUUAUAUAUAACCAGAGUAUCGGUCUGUGGAAAAAUCUUGUCUGAGCAUUUUCUGCCAAUUCACGCUCAAUCAAUAUAUGGUAGUAAUGGUGCGCUCCCUAAGCUGCUAAACUAUGGAGUCGACUUCAUUCUCUUCUUAAUGGACGGAAAUGGUUCUAUAAUACCUUUAGCUCGUAAUGCUGCAAGAGGAUUCAAAGAGCCUGUCGUUUUGAACCUACCCCCUAUCGUUAAAUCAUCGCUAUGUGUGUGUCUGAACGAUAUGUCAAUUGGUGUAGGGAUAUCAAAGACAUGGUCUAAAAAAGUUUCGCUCGUUCUCCUGUCCUCUCCCUCCGUAUCUGCGCUGCAAGCCCAACUAUCUUCACUUCUGCAAACCAUUCUUUACUGCGAUGCAGAAGGGGUUAAAUGCAUAUUAGACAGAAUGUAUGAGUUAAAAGACAAAGACCUGAUUGAUGCGGAGGCUUUAAACGUUCGGAGUGAUGGUGGAGCUAAUAUAAUUCAUUCAGCUAUAAGAUUAACACUAGCUAAGAAGAAUAAGGAAGAUAUUGAUAGCGGUACGGUUCAUGGUAUUCGUUUGCGCGAGGAAGAGACUCGAAUGGCGAGAGAAGAAGCUAAAGAUUUGGAUCAGAAAUGGCAGCGUCUUAUCAGACAAAGUAGAGUCGAAAACUCAAACAAAGAAGUAGACCAAUCCUUAACCCAGCAAGUCCCCCCUUCUCGCAAUCCUGAGUUGAAUGAUGUUCCCAUGGUAGAGUUAGAGCAAGAAAAAGGAGUUGUGAAGCCUGUAUCAGGUGUAAAAGAAAGACAGAAAGGAGCUCUCGACGUUGUGAAAGUUCUGUUGGAUCAUCCUGUUCUGAAACCUAUAAUCGUACAGUUGCUCUCUCAUCGAGAUUUCAAUGGUUUGACACCUUUCCAAGCAGCUCUUAAUUCAAGAGCGUUUGGAGCUGCUGCUUUGAUUUGGGAUGUCAUCGAUAAAACACCAAAAGACGAAUUGACUUCGACCAGAAUGAUAUAUCCAUCGGGAAGCAGGCCUGAUGAUUCUCCCUUAUUUCUUCUAUGCUACAAUGACACAUGUUCUUUCUCAUGGACUGGAGAAGAACAUAUUAACCAGGAUAUCUUCGAAUGCAGGACGUGUGGACUCACCGGUUCAUUGUGUUGUUGUACUGAAUGUGCCUUCACUUGUCAUAGAAAUCAUGAUUGCAAAUUGAAAAAAACUUCUCCUACUGCGUAUUGUGAUUGUUGGGAAAAGUGUGCUUGUAAAGCCUUGGUGGCUGGUAACCAAGAGAAGAGAGAAUAUCUUUUGCGCGAACUUUUGAGAAAAACUAAACUCCAUGAGUCAACUAACAACCGGGGUGAACAUGUAGUUUUAUUCCUAGCCAGAACGUAUGGUAGACAACAAAGCGAGCAGUCCCAUUUUUCACGUCGAAAGCCUGCCACUACUUCGUCAGGUGAUACUGCUAAUACUCCGGAGCACGAUUUGGAUCCGCCUCGUUUUGCGAAAUAUGCCCUUGAUGUCUGUUUAGGUGAAUGGAAUGUCCUUACAAGUUUGAUAAGCAUAGGAAUGAGAGUUAUGCCUCGUGAAUACAUUAUGGAAGACACGAUAGGUCUCAUGUCACAGCAUGGUUGUAGCCACCUUGAUAAGUUCACAUUUGUUCUGUUCUCUAGAUGUGCUGAUGAGUCGGGCAAGUUGAUAGUCGACUCGAUGGUCUCGGCGGCAGGUAAUGCUAGGGAUUCUAAGAAUAAUGUGGAAGAGAUCAUAUCACGCUUUGCAAGAAGUUUGGUGCGACUGUUCACUUUGUGUGUACUUGUUUCUCCAACUGCAGCUUCUGUCGCUGUGAGAGGGAUGAUUGACCCUGGUCCAGUUAGCACAAACGAUAAACGUGGUAGUAACUUACAGUCUUUGGGAAUCAGUGGAUUUUUCUCUCUCAUGAAACAUGAUUACAAAUCUCACGAGCCAAAAAACCAAGCUAUUAUUAGUUUUGUUUGUCGUAUACGUUCAGCACUACAAAACCUUGCUCCAUUUUCUCUGUGUCAAGCUGCUUAUGCUGCUGAUGCAAUCCUAGUUCCAGUCAGGAUGGGAAUACUUAAGCCUUCUAUUUUGGCUGGAUUAUCACCUAGCCAAGAUCCUAUGGAAGUUAUAGAAAAGUUUUUAAACAGCGAGAGUGAUUUGACAUCUCAUCUCUCUCGUCCUGAAGAAAAUAAAGAAAAGAUUUCCAAGCGAAGAAAAACGAGCAGAAGAACUAGCGAAAAAGGAAGUAGUGAACAACGCAAAGAAGAGUCAGACGGAGACAGUGAUAGUGAUGAUGAUGGACAAUCGUCUCGGCGUCAUAACAGUCAGAGUGGUAUGGAAGAAUCUAUACUGGAUAUUUCCGCUGGAACGGCCGAGCCGCUUGUACCGCGUCGCAAAAAUGGAAUAUCUGAAGCGAUGCCCGAGGAGGAAACAGAUGAAACAUCCUCCGAGUCUGAUUCCGAAGACGAAGAGGGACACGUAUUGAUAGGUAUAGACGAUAAUUUGGAUGACGAAGAGACUGAUGAAGCCACAGAGCAAGCAUACGAAACGUCAUCACCGCGUAACGAACAAGAAACUAAUACCACUUUUUCAAUUAGAGAUCCAGACAAUGAUGAAAAUGAGGAAGAAACUCCAGGGGAAGGGGAUGAAGAAAGCGCUAGGAACGAAAAUAGUAAUGUUGUUGUCAGUGCUCCUACAGCUGCGGAGGUGCCAGAAUCUGCUGAUGAACCACCAGAAGAUCAGGACAAUACUAGAGAUGUUCUAUUAUCAGAAACUUCUUCAGCGGCUGAGCAGCCCGACACUAGAGAGGAAGGUGGUACACGACUUCGACGCUACAGAAUCGGUGCGGGAGGACCGAGCCCUAGAGCUUUAAUGAGAAGACAGACACAGUUUGCUACAACUAAUAAUUUAGAAUGGACAAGAAGAACGUUUCCACUUGAAGACGAUUUCGAAAACGGAAUUGAAAACAGGAUAAAAGGAGAAAACAGAAACAAAAAAAAGAAUGAUGAACCUCACCCGACGACACUUCUGACUGGUGUUCAGCUAUCGACUGUGUUUUCCUUCCUUGUUCGACUGGUUAGCGACUUUAUUGACUGCGUGAAUGAUCCAUAUGCGGAAAAAAGCAUGUCUCUCCUACACAUACCCAAAGAAGCUGUAGAUGAUAUGCUGGAACGUGUUGAACAGUUGUUCGAACCUUGUUGGAGCUGGCUUUCAGUCUCUAUGGACCGAAUGGAGUCGCAAUUAUUUUUUGGAAACGCUAUAUUGCAAAACUCAUCUGGUGAAAUUAAACCGAAAAUUAAUAAAAGAAAAGAACCAGUGAAAAAAGAAAAAGUCGUAGUUGCCGAAGAUCCAAGUACUGCUGCUCUAAGAAGAGAAACGCUUUCUUAUAUCAUAGGCACCAUACGUGCUCAAUCGAGAGAAGCUGGCGACGAUUUUCCUACUAUAGAGUCAGAGAAUGUACGAAUGCUUGUCUUUGUUUUGGAAGCUUAUAUAAUAUUCCAAGAUGCAAUUGAAAAAUAUAGAUCAUCGCAAAAGUUUGCACACAUCGUGGGACACCCAUCUUUGAAUUAUUUAAGUGUACAGAAGUUUUACAAAAGAUCUGAUUCAUUGUGCUUCCCUGGUGGUUUGAACUCAGGUGCUUGGGAUACAUUAGACAGUAGGACGUCAUAUAUUCCACUAGCUGAAAAGCCUUACUUAUUGGUCCCCGAAAACGAAAAAGAAUCUCUUUUCGGUCCUUCACGUGGUUUAACCAAUUUCGACACGUUCAAACAGAACACCCAGGCUCUAGGAAGUCGUUUUAUAUUGAAUAUGAGUUUGUCGGAACCGCUUUACGAUUUUCCCUAUUUCGAAUCGGGGAGCCGUGAAGGCAGGAUAGGCUCAAUUGGUGUUCAGAAUGAUCUUCGUUCUGUAGAAUCAUUAAGAUCUUGUUUGAAAUCUGCCAUGACUACUCCUUUAAAUAAAGCACUGUCUCGAUGGAAACACGUAAUGGUUUUUAUGGCAAAGGAGUGCCAUCAGCUUCUUCUUGACUCCUAUGGAGGUGAUCCUGGCGACAGUCCUUUGCUUCUCCACGUUGCAAGUUUCUCUGUGAAGCAAAAAAUGUUUCGUUCCACUCUGGAGAAAUGUAGAAAUUCCCAGUCAAAAGAUAUCGUGAUUGACGUAAAUCGAGAACCGUUACAACUUAUUCGAGGAACAGUUUACCAGCUUAAUAAGGUCUAUGUGCGUCGCUCGGUCAUGUUUAAGGGUAGAGAUAACACCAGAACUACAUUAGGAUAUCCAAGAGUUAAAGUUCGUUUCCAAGAUGAACCCGGAGAGGGAUCAGGAGUGGCGAGGAGCUUCUAUACUGCUUUAGCUGAGGCUCUGCAAACUAGCAAAGUUUUUCCGUUCGAAGACUUCGGAUGGGAAGGGGAGGAUUAUCUUUUUGGAAAUCCCGAGGAAAGCCCAGCACCAACUUCUAACACCAAUCAUCCUACAAGAGAAAGAUCAACCCGGUUAUCAGCACCGCGGAACUCCCCGGCAAAUACGACUCGCCCCCUCUCUAAAGAUAUAAAGAUUCAUCCAAUGAGCCUUACAUCGCCACCUUACGUUGUUCAAGAUACAUCUAAAGUAGAACCGAGAAUAUCAAAUAAUGUUUUCCGGAUUGAUCAAGAAGAUGCUAAGAAAUCACCUCGAGAUGUAGAUUUUCUUUGUGAAUAUAUAUUCUGCAGGGUAAAUGAGAUCAAACCUUCCGCGUCAGGGAGAAUUACCGGAAUGAUCUUAGAUAUUCCUAUGAGUGGAGUAGUACAAAUCAUUAACAACAUGGAUUGUUUACACAAUUAUAUUGAUGAAGCACUCACGCUUCUACAACAAUCAACGGCUCCUAGCGAUCUUGAACUUCUGGGCUCUCCUGAUACAAGUCAAACUGACAAUUUUCCUCUUUUCGUUAGGAGUUCUAAAACUUCUAGUUUUGUAAUACCAUUCCCAGGAAAUCUUUCACCCAUGAGAUUAAACGCCUUCCGAAACGUAGGCAGAGUAAUGGGGCUAUGUCUGGCCCAAGGAGAAUUAUUUCCGAUCAAGUUAUGCCGUCAUAUUUUCAAAUUCAUCUUAGAUCGCCCAAUCGGGUGGCUGGAUCUGCAGUUUUACGAUCUUCAGUUAUUCAAUAGCUUACGGCAAGUUUUACUGUCUAGGGAGGAGGAUUUCGAUCCACUUUCCCUGAGGUUUUUGGAUGAAGCAACUGAUGGAAUAUCUAUUAAAACGACACCUCUCAAGUUGAAUGGUGAGGAUAUUCCGGUCACCAAGGAUAAUGUUGUUGAAUACGUUCAUCGUUUGAUCUCUUCGAGACUGUCAGGACCUGAUAAUUUGAAGUGUUUAAACGCGAUAAAGCAAGGAGUUCAUGAUGUUUUACCGGUUGAAGCAUUGCGUGUUUUGAAUGCUGAAGAUAUGAGAUUGAUGAUUUGCGGCAGUGACACGAUUUGUAUAACAACAUUACAAUACAGGACAUCGUUCUCUGAUGAGUCUCAUUCCUCUUCUGAUACCAUAGAUAAGUUCAAAGAUUGGUUCUGGUCAGUUUUUGAAUCAUUAUCUAAUCAAGAGAAACAAGAUCUACUUUUUUUCUGGACCGGUGCUCCUUCUCUUCCUCCAUCUUCACUCUAUCCUUACCCAACAGUCAUGAUCAGGCCUCCUGAUGAUUUAUAUUUGCCAACAGCCAAUACUUGUAUAUCUCGACUCUAUGUGCCUUUAUAUUCAACAAGAAAAAUUCUCAAGAACAAACUCCUACUAGCAAUCAAGGCUAAAAACUUUGGUUUUGUUUAG